GGCGGCCGCGGCGCCUCCAGUUACUCGAAAGCGACAGACAGGUGAUGUGGUGUGACAUGAAAAGUGCCGCCAACGACGUUAUGGACCGCCUCUCGCUGCUUCGUGCCGCCUCCGAAAAACUAAAAAACCACCAAAAUCAGUGCCCAAGUGUGUGUUUCAGUGACUAAGUGGAUAAAUCAGUGCUUACUUGCACUUGACGUCCUUUCGCGGUUUUUUGCCGCAUGAUGUCGCUUCUUAGUGUUACAGUAAAAAAAGCCCGCUACGUUGGAGCACAAGCAUCACAAUUCAACACAUAUGUAACACUGAAACUUCAAAACGUUAAAUCCACUACUGUGACCGUAAAAGGAGCGACACCAUGCUGGGAACAAGAUUUUUUAUUCGAAACAAACGAUGUGAAUACUGGUCUGCUGAUCGAGGUAUGGAGCAAGGGAAUGAUUUGGGAUCGGGCGCUCGGCUAUCACUGGAUCCCGCUGCAAACUGUUCAGUAUUCGAACGACGAAGGAAAGGGCAAGUGGCUCAGUCUGGAAGCGGAGCUGGUGAUGAGGGACGGGGAGGUCGUCGGUACCAAAAUGCCCACCGGGCAUUCGCUACUUGUCGACUGUCGUUUCGAACUACCUUUCGAUCCCGAAAAUAUAGAGGCAUCAGAUCUUCAAAGAAAAUUAGAAAUGCUGAACAACAUUAUGGAUCAAGAGGCAAGGGCGGAACAGGCGAGGCGACAGAUGCAAUACUUUGGGCAUUCGGGCUACUCGGAGGACAGCGACUACACCUCGGACCUGAACUAUCCGGUGGGCCAGCACGCCAACUCUUCGGCGUCGCAGUUCCGCACCGCCGCGCACCAGAUCCACACGCCGCAGCGGUCGCUCGAGACGUCGCGCGAGAACUCGUACGAGCGGGACGACGGACCGCAUCCUCAUCACCUUCCGGCGCCGCCCGCCACCCAUCAGCACCGCCUUAGUCCGGGCACGACGCAUAGGCAUCGGCUGCAACAGCGCUAUUCUCCAAACGCAGAAGACUACGUGGGCUACGAUAAUUUACAAACAGGCCAAACUUCCAGGAUUCAAUAUCAAGACAGCACUGGCGAUUCGGAGCCGCUUUUUUACAAUAGUAGGCCUCGUACAAGGACCGACUAUUCCAGCCACGAAGCUUGGGUCAGCUGCGAAAGUACCAUAAAUAAUCAAAGUAUGGACAGUAUGGACGCGGAUUAUUCCAUGGAUUCCGAAUAUUAUGGUAGUCAGUCAUCCACACGUAGAUCUAGAGCUUUACGUAGACCGAGUUUAGAAAGACAAACUACAUUAUACGAUGAAUCUCAAUAUUAUGGCCGGUCAAAUUAUUCAAACUAUUCCGAGAAUGUUACACAAGUUGGAUAUUUAAUGUCCAGUUCACAAUCGUUUAACCAAAACCAAUGCAGUGAGGAAUUUUACGACACUCUACCAUAUCCCUUCCAAGAGGAACGCUAUGGACAGCAGGAGGAAGAUCGACAGUGGGACUCUGGAGGAUAUUUUAACAGCGUACCACCUGUUUCCUCCACACGGUCGAAAAAGCUCCCAUCAAUCCCCGCGGUGCAAAACCAGAUCAACAAGCGUCGCUCUUCCAUAAGCACCACGGACGAGGGGUAUCCGGGCUUCGACGACCCGUUCCGAACGAUGAUUAGCACGCCGACCAGCAGACGGAAGAUGCCGCAAAUACCGUCGCGGAGGAGUGCGAGCAGACAGAGUUCCGUGAACGAUACGGAUACCUACGACGGGUACUGCGCCACGCCGGAAAAUUCGACGCACAGGGGCGCCAGCCUUCCUCCGACGCCCACCAAGAAUCCCUCAAAGAUACUCGCACGCCUUCAAAACCAAAACAAGCCGUUCAACAGCCUGCCGCCGACUCCGGGCCGCCAGCUCCCCAAACCCAACCUGAACCACCGCAGUGCCAAGCUAAUGAGAAGCAACCUGAUGAAGCGCACCAGCUCGGCCGAAUACUCGGACAACAUGGCGACGGCGGAGGCCGCCUACGACAACUACUACAUGCGACCGGGCGCCAUGAGCGCCCCCUAUAACGAAGACUACAACUAUGCAUAUCAGAGUAUAGAUAACCUCCCCGCGCAACCCGAAGAGAUCUUGGACGUGACACCGGUGUCCACCAUGAGUGCUGUCAGUGAUAAUAGAACUAAUAACUUUAACGCGAACGUAGUGAACGGCGAAGACUUUUAUUAUAGUGCUCAAAAUGACGAUUACAGUGACGAAAAUACUUAUUACAACACUAAAAACAUUUUUCCGCCGCAAAGGAACAAGCUAUUCACCAAAAGAGAUACAAGUCCUUUGAUCCAGCAAAAUACCGACUCUUUAGAGUCCAAAGACGACGAGUUGAAGGAUUCGUUUGAGACGGCCGUUUCUUCGAUGAACAGCUUGAUGCAAAUGAAAUCUACACCUUACUCGGAGUACUCUACUUACUCUACCGCAGGUGAUAUGGUGAUAACCAACACCACACCAACCGUGGUGCAACCUAUAGAUAGUUUGCAACCAGUCGCAUCGCAAUACAUUGGGGACCACGAACAAAACAAAGCAAUAGUAACGAGUUGUCUGCCCAGCGUGACCGUCGCGCAAGUUCAUAACAAUCACACCACAUUCAUCAACAAUAAAGCUAGAGGUUUCCUGCAAUCGCAGGACUCGAUCGAUCAGCCUCGCAGGCUCCUUAAACAGCAGGAUUCCAUAGAGCAACCUUUCUACAACCAGAACAUCGAAGAGGAGGUUUCUCCCAAUUAUUCCGAUGCGUACUACAACAACGUCGAGGAGCCUUAUUUGGAGACGCAGGAGUCCGUGGAGACUUACAUAGAGGACGACUCGUCGGUUGCGAACUACAAUACCAAAGCAAUAAACCAUGAUUCGCCAACGUCUGUGAUACACGUGGACAACUACGAGGACGCGCAAAGUUUGCGGCGCGGUUCCUCGCAAAUCACGGUGGUCGAUCCGUACCACCCCUCGUUGAGUCGCAACGCCUCGAUCGCGCAGGCUCCGGGAUCGCGCAAAGCCUCGUUCGCGGACUCGUUCGCCGCUCGUCGCACCUCCGGCGACAACUUCGACGAUUUCUCGCGCAAAACGUCGCUCGUGGACGCGGUGGUCGGUAGGCGCGCUUCGCUGAGGCAGUCGCCCACUCCGCCGGAGAUUCUCGAGGAGGCGGCCGAGUUGCACGACCUCGACGAGGUGCCCGAGAAGAAGAGCGUUUCGUUCGAAGAGGAGGAGGAGAAGCAGCAGAGACCGCAGGUUACCGCGCAGCAGCGCUGGCUGUGGGCGUACAACAAGAUCAUCAUGCAGUUAAAUAAUGGGUCAGGAAUUGGAGGCGACUCCGCAGGAAGGGCCAAUGGGCAUCCUGGGGAUAAUCCAUUUUACAGCAACAUUGACAGCAUGCCGGAUAUUCGCCCUAGAAGAAAGUCAAUACCGCUUGUAUCCGACUUGACUAUGGCCGCAACAAAAAGAAAUGCCGGACUGACGUCAGCGGUUCCCAGGGCAACGUUAAACGACGAAGAACUGAAAAUGCACGUUUACAAGAAGACGCUGCAAGCGCUGAUCUACCCGAUCAGCAGCACCACGCCGCACAACUUCAUCGCGUGGACCGCCACCUCGCCCACCUACUGUUACGAGUGCGAGGGGCUGCUGUGGGGCAUCGCGCGCCAGGGGGUCCGGUGCACCGAGUGCGGCGUCAAGUGCCACGAGAAGUGCAAAGACCUGCUCAACGCCGACUGUCUGCAGAGAGCGGCUGAAAAGAGCUCGAAACACGGCGCCGAGGACAAGGCCAACAACAUCAUCACGGCCAUGAAGGAUCGCAUGAAGCAGCGCGAGCGGGAGAAACCGGAAAUCUUCGAACUUAUCAGAACAACAUUUUCAGUGGACCCUGACACACACAUUGACUCAAUCGAGCAAGCGGAGCAAAUGACAAUUGAAGGCACAUCAAAGUGGUCGUGCAAGAUUGCAAUCACAGUGAAGUCGGCUCAAGGACUCAUCGCAAAGGAUAAGAGCGGCACCAGCGACCCCUACGUAACGGUGCAGGUGGGAAAAGUGAAAAAACGAACGAGAACGAUGCCGCAAGAGUUGAAUCCCGUCUGGGACGAAAAGUUUUAUUUCGAGUGUCAUAAUUCCUCGGACCGUAUCAAAGUGCGAGUUUGGGACGAAGACAACGACCUGAAAAGCAAACUCAGACAGAAAUUAACCAGAGAAUCGGACGACUUUUUAGGACAAACAAUAAUUGAGGUUCGCACACUGUCCGGCGAGAUGGACGUCUGGUACAAUUUGGAAAAGCGGACGGACAAAUCCGCCGUGUCCGGCGCCAUCCGCUUGCACAUAUCAGUCGAGAUCAAGGGCGAGGAGAAAGUGGCGCCUUACCACGUGCAGUACACCUGCCUGCACGAGAACCUCUUCCACUACCUCUGCGAGCAGAACUGCGGCAUCGUCACCCUUCCGCAAGCCAAAGGCGACGAUGCUUGGAAGGUUUACUUUGACGAGGCGGCCGAGGAGAUCGUCGACGAAUUCGCCAUGAGAUACGGCAUCGAGUCCAUAUAUCAGGCCAUGACACAUUUUCAUUGCCUUUCGACAAAGUACCUGUGCCCAGGCGUUCCAGCAGUCAUGAGCAUGCUUCUGGCUAAUAUUAACGCAUACUACGCACACACCACAGCAUCAUCAGCAGUCUCUGCAAGUGAUCGAUUUGCAGCGUCAAACUUUGGAAAAGAAAAAUUUGUGAAACUCCUGGAUCAACUGCACAACUCGCUGCGUAUCGACUUGUCCAUGUACAGAAACAACUUCCCUGCAUCAAGCUCCGACAAACUGAUGGACUUGAAGUCCACCGUGGACCUACUCACCAGCAUCACCUUCUUCCGCAUGAAGGUGCAAGAACUAUCGAGUCCUCCGCGAGCUAGCACCGUCGUUAAAGACUGCGUCAAGGCCUGCCUGAGAUCGACAUAUCAAUUUUUGUUCGAGAACACGUACGAAUUGUACAACAGGGAGUUCCAGAGCGACCCGAACGAGCCCAAGAGGGAUCCCGAGGAUCACGGGCCUCGACUGGACAGCGUGGACUUUUGGCACAAACUUAUCGCUCUUAUUGUGUCGGUUAUAGAGGAGGAUAAGAAUAGCUAUGGACCCGUGCUGAACCAGUUUCCGCAAGAACUGAAUAUUGGACAGUUAUCCGCUGCCACAAUGUGGUCCCUCUUUGCGGUGGACAUGAAAUACGCUCUGGAAGAACACGAGCAGCACCGCCUGUGCAAAUCGUCGGCGUACAUGAACCUGCACUUCAAAGUCAAAUGGCUGUACUCGAACUACGUAAAAGACGUACCACCCUAUAAAGGUGCGGUGCCCGAAUACCCGGCAUGGUUCGAGCCGUUCGUGAUGCAGUGGCUAAACGAGAACGACGACGUAUCGUUGGAAUAUCUACAUGGUGCCUUUAAUAGAGACAAAAAGGAUCAGUUCCAAAAAAGCAGCGAACAUGCGCUAUUCUCGAACUCAGUGGUGGACGUGUUUACGCAGCUAACGCAAUGUUUCGACGUGGUGUCCAAACUGGAAUGCCCAGAUCCAGAAAUCUGGAAAAGGUACAUGAAACGCUUCGCGAAAACCAUCGUCAAAGUGCUCAUAGCCUACGCUGACAUAGUCAAGAAAGAAUUCCCUGAACAUCUCAAGGAAGAAAGAAUAGCUUGUAUUUUGAUGAACAACAUCCAGCAACUGAGAGUACAGUUGGAGAAAAUGUUUGAAUCUAUGGGUGGUGAGAAAUUGGAAGAAGAUGCUGCAAAUAUUUUGAAGGAAUUGCAACAAACCUUAAACGGUUCUCUGGAUGAGUUAGCUACCCAAUUCGCAUCAAGUUUGGAACCAAGAAUAACAGUGAGCGUCAAAGAGCUCGCUGAUCUGCUUUUAGCCAUCAAAGGAGGCGGUCAGCCCGGUCAGCUCAAUCAGCAGGCUCAAAGAAACGCAGUUGCUGUUGAGGCUGACGAGGUUUUGAGGCCUCUAAUGGACCUUCUGGACGGAUCUCUGUCUUUAUAUGCUCAAUCUUGCGAGAAGACUGUACUCAAGAGACUACUGAAGGAAUUGUGGAAGAUUGUUAUGAGGAUAUUGGAAAAGACUGUCGUGUUGCCACCUAUGACUGAUAAAACCAUGAUGUUCAAGAGUCUUACAGACAACGCUAAGAACUUGGCGGCCAACACAAAGAUAGAAGACAUGUCGCGUCUCUUCAAAAACCACAUGACUGGAAAGCAAGACGUCAAAAACGCUUUGAGCGGCGUAAUGGAUAUUUCCAAGGAGGUGGAGAAAAACUUGUCGCCAAAACAAUGCGCUGUGCUGGAUGUCGCCUUGGACACCAUCAAGCAGUACUUCCACGCGGGAGGAAACGGUCUGAAAAAGGCCUUCUUGGAUAAAAGCGCGGAACUGCAGAGUCUGCGAUAUGCGUUGUCGUUGUACACGCAGACAACGGAUACUUUGAUCAAGACUUUCGUCACCACGCAAGUCAAUGAAGAUAUGGUGGAUGGACAGGAAGGAAGUGUGGGAGAAGUGUCCAUUCAAGUUGACUUAUUCACUCAUCCGGGAACUGGAGAACACAAAGUUACAACCAAAGUUGUGGCAGCAAACGAUCUUAAAUGGAACGUGGUGUCGGGAAUGUUUAGGCCGUUCGUAGAAAUCAAUUUGAUUGGUCCUCAUUUAUCUGAUAAAAAGAGGAAACAUGCAACCAAGUCAAAAUCGAAUCAUUGGUCGCCCAAAUUUAAUGAUACAUUCCAUUUCAUAAUUGGGAAUGAGGAACAACUAGACUAUUUUGAAUUGCAUAUCUGUGUAAAAGACUAUUGCUUUGCAAGAGAGGAUCGACUUGUGGGUGUAGCAGUGAUGCAACUUAAGGACAUUGUUGAGAAAGGUUCAUGUGCAUGCUGGUUAUCAUUAGGAAAACGCAUCCAAAUGGACGAGACGGGCUGGACGAUACUCCGCAUAUUAUCGCAACGCACAAACGACGAGGUGGCGAAGGAAUUCGUCAAACUAAAGUCGGACAUUAGACAGGAAAAUCCCCUUCCAAAUCAAUAAAAUGCUUUCAUCAUCUAUCCCGUCGAACUCACAUAAAUUUACCUAAUAAGUGUCACUACGAAUAAACAGCUGUGUUCAUAUUUUCAUUACAAGCAGUGUAUAAAAUAAUUGUUGAAUGGACCGUCCUUAUUGACUGAUGACGUAAAAAAAAUUAUGCAUCGUGUAAUAAUAUAUAACGUGCCUCCUCACCCAAAAUAUGAAUGAUAACAAACACACUAAAUUUACACACAUGUCCACGGUAGGCCCGGAAGUAAAGUUUAAAAGACCCUGUUUUUUAUUUUAAAAAUUGAUUCUCUGGCCAUCAAAGUUUAAGUUGUCCCAAAAAAUGCAAUAUUUCUUUAAAAAAUAAUUUUACAAAAAUUGCCAGAAAGAAAGACAAUGUUUUUUUAAAUUAAAUUCUAUACUUUUAGUUCCAACCCAUUUGACGUCUAAAAUAAAACGUAUGAUCUACAAAAGUGUACUUACGGGUCUGCUGUAAAAAGUCUACACACACGAUUUUCGAUAAAUAAUGUAAAAUAAUGCGCAAUAAUGUGUCAGAUUCGCAUUUUCCUCAUAUAUUUGUACUUAAAAUGUGAUUCAAUUAGUAUAAGGAAAUUAAGUAAUAAAUAUUAUAGAUAUUUUUUUAUGCGUGGGGAUUCCAAAUUGCGAUUCGUGUUCCAACAUGCUUGAUCGUUAAUUUAAUCUCUUUAUUCUUUGCACAAUAAUGAAGUUGUUUAUGAAAAAAGAAAACUGUAUACAAAGUUUCUCAACUAAAAUAGUAUAUUAUUACACGAGAGAUAAUGCAGGAUAUUAUUCACAAGGAUGAGGUGGUGGAAUUUAAUUCACUGAAGUUUAUCGACAAAUUUCAAAUUUUAUUAAAAUAAAUUAGUAUUACAGAUUUUAUACCAUUUCUAUUUUUUUUUCAAUUUAGUAAAAGAAAUAAUGAAAAUUUAAAAUGGUAUAAAACCUGUAAUACUUGAAUUUUUUUAAUAAAAUUUGACAGACAAGAAACUUAAAUCAUCCGAGUAAAUAAUGCGCAUAUUCUCGAGUGUAAUACUAUACUUUAUUAAAUGAUUUUCAAAAAUAAAUUAAAAAAUCUGACACAUGGAUAACCUCACUUUUUGCCUUCUCCCAGUUUAAAAUCAAAUUGGUUCAAAUCAUAGUGAAUAUUGAAAUCGGCCAAUCACUGAUGCCUAACACCGUGAAUAAUGAGUUCAUUAUUCACGUUGUUAGGCAUAUAAUAAUAAUAAUUAUUAUUAUUAAAUUUUCAUUUUCUUUAUAUGGGUCAUUCCAACUAAUAGUUUUGUGUGACCCCUCCAUUUUUUUUUUUAAUUUUGUGGAGUUAUUAUCAACAUUACUGAAGAUUUAAAUUUAAAAAAAAGUAUUGUCAAAAUUCGAAAAAUCAUUACUACUACAAAAGUACUUAAUAUUAAGAGCUCAAAUUUUCGGUGAGUCAUUGUUUUGAUGUAGAGAAUAACAUCACAAAACUUUAAAAAAAUCCGCCUGGUUCACACCCCAAACAAAUUUUAUUUGGUGAAAUGACCCAUAUAUGUAUAUUAUAUUAUAUAUUUAAAAAAAUUGACAUUGUUGGAAUGAAAUUAAUACAAAAAAGUGAAUUCACUAAAUUUUUUUUUAAAUUGUUUUUUGUAAAAAAGGCAAAAAAAAUUGAAAUUCAAAAUUUUGUUACUUCAUAUUUUUUUGUUUUGAAGUUGAAAAUAACAACAACUUUCACCAAAUGGAUAAAUUCGUCGUUUCGGAAUUAUUAUUUUUUUAAUAAAAAUGCCACAUUCCAGUAAAUUCGUGGUUCACCGCAAAAAUUUGGUAUUUUAUCUAGUGUCAUGGAACUGGGGUGACCUUUAUAAAGUGUAAUUUAGAACUUUUUGACAUAUUUAACAUAUUUUUGUCACUUAUGCACCCUAUGCAUUUUUACAUAUUUCGAUUCAAAAUAAAAUUCUGAAUACAUAUGUCAUUUGUCAAUUUUUGCCUUGAAUUGGCUGGUAGUCUGAAAAAAAUACAAUUUUAUUCUUUUUGCAAUGCUGGUUUUAGGAGCGUUCAAAAAUUGAAAAACCAUACUAUGCCAAAACUUUUUUUUCAAUAAAAGAGGGUGGUUCGUUGGUCAUAAAAGAAAUCCACUUUUUUUAAAUUUGAUACCAAUUUUUUUAAUAAUAUCGCUUUCAAACUCUUAAUUAAAUUUAAAUGUUUAAUAGGUUUUAAAUUAAGAAUGCUUUAAAGCAUGUGUUUAAAAAAAGUAAUAGAUUUGACAGUUCGUUGAUUUGUUUUGCUGGUAAGUGAAUAUUAACAUUUUAUUUUUCUACGACAACAUCCGCUAAAACUUUUUAUAAAAUAAAAUAAUAAUAAUAAUUGAGGUGGUUAGAAUCAAAGGGGUGUAAGUAAUUGCUUAACAUUUGGUUUUGGUUUUAAAACUACUAAAUAAAAUCAACGAUUAUAAAAAGUUAUAUCUAACCCCAUAGUGUGGCCAUUGUAGGGAAUCUUGCAAUAAAUAAAAAAAGGAAAUAUGAAAUAAAAUAAAAAUUUAUUUCUAAAUAUAAUUAACCUGCGCAUUAGUUUCUGGACCCUUUAGGCUUAAUACUUAUUUCCUUUCCUAAUAGAGCCUCAGUCAAAAAGAGUUUCGCGACUGCCUCACUCAUAUCUGUUAACCGACCAACAUUUUUCGGAUAUGUUUGUGUUCUACAUUUCUUCGAAAUCGCGUUUUUUGUGCAUUCGAUUAAUUACUAUUAGGUAUGAAUCUUUAAUAAUUUAAUUUACUUACUUACGAGCAUUUCCGGUGAAACCAGAAGUGACAAAAAUAUGUUUAAUAUGUCAAAAAGUUCUAAAUUACACCUUAUAAAGGUCACCCCAGUUUCAUGACCCUAGAUAAAAUAACAAAUUUUUGCGUUAAACCACGAGUUUACGAAUUUAGCCAACUUGGGAAUUUUGGUGAAAGUUGUUCAUUUUAUCAACUUCAAACGAAAAAAAUAUGAAGUAAAAAAAAUGUGGCAAUGUGAAAAUGUUGACCUCAAUUUUUUUUUGCUUUUUUUAGAAAAAACGAUGUUUCUGUCUAUUUUUUAAAAAUUUCCCGUGGGUGAACAAAACAAAUUAAAAAAAAGAAAAGAAAAAAUACGGGUCUCAUCGAUUUCGGUAGAGAAACUGUAAAAAAAAUUUGUUAAAAAAUAAUGAUCUACUCCUUUUUGCCUGGUUGAUUUGAGAUGGAAAGACCCUAUAGUAAUAAUAAUAAUAAUAAUAAUAAUAAAAGUAUCACACAUCAAAGUAAUGGGACAUUUCAAUUAGGAAUGUUGUCAAAUUAUUGAGGUUAUGUAUCUGUCAGUUUAAUGUCAAUUUUGUCUUAUUUUCUAAAAAUAAUACAAUAUAAGUAUUUUUUGUGUCAUAAAAUAAGACCUUUAUACAAAAUACAUAUAUUAAUAUACAAUUGUAAUGAUUUUAGAAAAUGACAAAAUUAGCGUUAAACUGACAGGUAUAUUUUUAAACAUCGUUAUAAAAUGUUAUUUCUUAGAUGGGAAACUUUGUUUACUAAAGUUCAUAUUCUUUAUACAGUGCUGGUGUACUUAAAUAUCUAAAAAUGGAGCCUUAUGUAUACUUUAAUCAUGCAUUUCACUAAAACUUAAAUAAGUGUGGACUCUUUGCAUUGCAUUCUUCACUGUGAUAAUUCAAGUACAGUGUUUUGUAUUUAUGUCGUCUGUCUGUGUAUUAGAUGUUCUUUGAUUCUGAUAAAAAUAUAUUGACAUCGUUUUUGUAACAUUUUUCAAUCAUCCGAUCAUUUAAAACAAUCUACAUUUUUUAGUUAUACAAGAAUUAUAAAAUUUAGGAUGUAAAAGUUCUCAGUAAAAAUAACACUAAAAACGACAUAAUUUUUUUUUGAUAAGCAGUUUUAAUGUUAUUGAGCAUUUGUUUGUGUGUCAUAAUGUAGAUACUAUAAUCCAUCUAAUAGCGGUUAUUAAUGAAACAAACCAAAUAAGACAAAUGAGAUUACCAUGGUUGUCGGAUGUAUUUAAAUCAACAAUUACAAUUUUAAAUCCUCAUAACUUUGUUGUCAUUAACAAAUUUUACUUAAAAAAAAGAAUGAAAUUUGUGGUCUUAAAACAUAAAAGCUUAUGACUCAAAAACUGCUUGUUGAUUCAUUGUAGGUAUGACUAAAAAAUGUUAAUUUAUCAAACCACUGAUAUAAAUUGCAGUUGUAUUAAACAUAUUACAUGUUUUCUUAAGCUUAUUUUAAAUGUAAAAAUGUAUAAAAACAUUUUUUUUAAUAUGGUAGGUAACCAUAGUUGUCCUUGUUUUUUACACCAAAACAUAUCUGUAGAACUUUUGUAAAAAAAUGGUUUUAUAUGAUUUUAUUUACAUUUAAAAAAUAUUUUAAUCAGUGGAUCAGUCGCUUUCAUAAUAAAUUGACAAUAUAAAUAUCAUAAGUCAUAGCAAAAGUGAUUUUUGUAUAUUUCUCAUUGAAAUAAACAGCAAAAAAGAAUAAAAAUUCAUUCAAUGUGCAUUGUCUGUUUAGAUGUAAGAAGUAGUUGAUUGGAAAGUCGAGAACUGAUUAGAUAAAUAAAUUAAAAAUUAAAUUCUAUUCAUCUGUAUCAAUCAUGAUCUUCCAUAAAUAAUGUAAAAAAAUAAAUUUAAUUUUCAAAACAAAUCAGUCAUAAAUAUGUAAUUUUUAUUUGGCUUAAGUCGGUUAUGUAAGUAUUAUUGGGUAACAAUUUACCUUUGAAUAGUUCAAAACGGGUGUAAAAGUUUAAUCGGAAACCAAAAUAGUGCAAAAACGACUUUAUUUUUUAUGCUAGAGCCCAUUGGAAGGCAUUAACACAUUUGGUUUGACUCUUAAGUCGUGUGCCUUUUUUCUCUAUAACUAUAAAUAUUUUUUUUCGUAUUUCUUACACCCAUUGAUAUACAAGAUGAUAAAUAAUAAAUAUUUAAAUAAAAUUUGUGAGGUAUCUACAACAUAAUAAUCUUACAUUUAGUACUUGUCCAAAAAUGUGUCACCUUUAAAGUUAUUGUAUAAUUUAACUGCAUUUAAAAAUUAAUUAACAAAGUUCCUUUGAUUGGUUAAAAAACAAAAACAUAAAUAGAUAUUUAGGUAAAUUCAUCAAAAUCAUAUCCAGUUAGGUGCUCCCAGAAAAAAAUGGGCUAACAUCAUUAUUACUAUUAAACGUAGUUAAAAAUGUACCUAAUUAAUUUAAUAUCAUAAAUUUUCGUCGAGUGUUGAAAAUUUUUCACUAAAAUUUAAAAUCUCUAUUUAUUAAAUGUAUUGCAGUGUCUCAAAACGGCUUUAAAAUGUCCAGUCGUUUAAAAACUUCCUUUCCUUUUUAUUUAAUUAAAAUUUAAAUACAUUUUAAUUACCUGGCAGCCUAAUAACAUCCCACCUUAAUAAUAUUUAUUUACCUAUCUGCAUUAACAAGUGGUUUAAGAUUAUAAUAAAACAUGGCAAGAUAAAUAAACAAGCGAAUUAAGUAAAAAGGGAAGUAAAGGUUUUAUUGUUUUCAUUAUCGUGUUGAAUAUUCAUAUAUGAUAAAAAAAGACUUUUUGAAUUACAUGUUAUGUAUAUGAAAUGAUUUUAUAAAGAUUUGCUGGUAAAGUCUGUUGUUUAAAUCGUACAAAUUGUUAUGAUAAAAAAUAUCUGUAAAUGAAUAGUUACGUAUUAUAGAUUUUCUAGAAUAUAUUCUAUUCAUAACUUAUUGUAAAUGUACUUAUAGGAACAUAAAUACAUGUCUUUUUUAAUUUUAUAUAUAUUUUUUUUCACAAAAUGACCAACAUGUAAUGAUAUGUAUAACCACAACUUAAAUAUGUGUAAAAAAUUAUGUUAAUAUGUAAUUGUAAAAUAUUAAAAAUAUUCACAAAAAUUGUCCUUGUAAACUAAGGACCUUUUAUUAUGUAAUGUAUUCUUGUUAUACCAUUCAAGCCUAUUUUUAGAUUGGAUGGUUACUCUCUGUAAAUAUUACAUAUUGCUGUAAAAACAUUUUCAAAUUAAUUAUUAUAAUAACAUGGACCAUAGAUACUUAAUUUACUUAUAUAUUACCUAGCCUAUGAAAGUGCGCACAUAUGUAAAUACAUCAAAUCAUUUUUAUAGGCUAUUAUGUGUUUGUUACUGGGCCCCAAGUCCCCAUUGUAACAUUAUUUUAUUUGUCAAAAAUAUAUGCAUUAAAAGCCUCA
Messenger RNA from Brassicogethes aeneus, 13163 nucleotides. The record is from the annotation of a GenBank genome assembly. NCBI's taxonomy places the organism in Eukaryota, Metazoa, Arthropoda, Insecta, Coleoptera, Nitidulidae.